AUGCCUAUGUCACUCGUUAAGAACCAUUGCCUUUGCGGUGCAAUGCAUGUACGGUCUGGAGCACGUUUACUUUCCACGAUUUUCCUGCUACUCGCUGCUGUACAUCUGCUGAAUGCUUUCGGCUUUGUGUCGGGUUAUCCGGGUUCACCCAUCAGUUCCGCCGUCAUUUUCCUCAUAAUCUGCACAUUGGUGUAUGGUGUAUUUGCAGAACGACGAUAUUUCUUGAUACCGUUUCUUGCAGCUAAGGCAUUUCUAACACUUGCAACGGUUAGCAGUUUCUUGAUAUGGGUAGCGCUCCAUGUUGCCUAUAGGGAUAAAGUAUCAGAACAUACGAAAGGCUCACUUCUCAGCUAUAUGGAUAUAGUCGAGUCUCAGAAUAAGAAACCUAACAUGCUCGUGUGCAUUGGGCUGGGGUUCAUUACAAUCGCCUGCUUGCAGAUGUACAUUUUGAAGGUAUUUCUUAACUUUUACUGUUUCCUUCGCGAACGUCAUCAACCUCUUCUAACUGACACUGCACAUUCAAGCCGUUACUCACCAAUAUCUACUACUUCUAGUUCACUUUAUCAAAACUAA
Molecule: messenger RNA, 573 nt
Organism: Necator americanus (New World hookworm)
Lineage: Eukaryota; Metazoa; Nematoda; Chromadorea; Rhabditida; Ancylostomatidae
Exons: 6
Coding region: 1-573 (190 amino acids)
Cellular component (GO): lysosomal membrane
Source: RefSeq, a predicted model, not a curated record